CCGGAGUCUGAGAAGUAGCUUUCAGCUUCAUAGCUGUAUCGCAUGCAUUACAUAGUGAUAAAGAUUGGAUCGUUGGCCAAAGAAAUAGGCCUGCCAUACCAUUUCUUUCAUCCAGCGCCAUUUGACUUUUGGUCUACAAUUAGCUAGCAAGUCAUGGCCCCGAGGGCGUCUAGGUCGAAACGAGGCGCGGCACCUGCAUCUAGGGGACGUCAGACUCGGAACACUGCGACUCCCCGUGACACUGCAUCUCCGCGACCUACGAGCUCACUGUCCUCUGCGAGGUCUCCUCAAGAUGUCGGCGCUUUCGAGAUUGGAAACGAGGCUAUAGAAGAGCAAGAGGUACAGCAGGAUGAUGCUGAGCAGGAAGACGAGGAUCAAGAUGAGGAUGAAGGAGACGGAGAAGAUGUCGAUGUGCUGGAGGAGGAGGCUGAGCCAAUGACCAUCAACCCAAUGGCAUUCUUGGGUCAGCCUGCUCCUACUGGUGGGUCUCUUCCGGCAGUAGCAGGCACUGCUGGAGAUAAGGAGGACGAGGAAGAAGGAGAUGAGGAAGGGGAUGAAGAAGAAGGAGAUGACGACGAUGAUGAGGAAGAAGAUGACGAGGAAGAAGAUGACGAUGACGAAGAAGAAGGAGAUGAAGAUGAGGAAGAAGAAGACGGAGAUGAGGAGGAGGAUGGAGACGAUGACGAAGAAGAGGAUGACGAUGAUGAUGAUGAGGAAGAAGAAGACGACGAAGGAGAAGGUCCAAUUUAUCGAUAUCCCGCUUCUGUACCGGAUUGGACAGCACUUUCCGAUCGAGAGAAGCGAUUCAAGUUGGCUCGAUACUUUCCCUGUGCCAUUCCUGGUUGCAAAUGCCCAGGUCUGUCACCGCCCAGUGGAUCCACUGUCGUCCUUCAAUCUCGAGAAGAAGCAGACGCUGAUGAGAGGGAUGUCGACAUGGACGGAGACAAUGAGAACCGGACGGAAGAGGGAUGGUGGAAAGUGUGCGGAGAAUGUGGUCAUGGAUGGGAAGAUGCUGGACACGUCUUGCCACAUGGGUUGGAUCAGGAUGAAAAAAGUAGACGAGGGAAAGCGGUUGGGAGGAUAGAAGAAUUGUUGCAGGAGGGAGAUCUCUUGACCACCUUCCCAACCCCUCGACCGCCCAGCCUCACAUCGCUGUUUAAGCAGCUUCAACAAUUCCAGCGACCGACUGGUGGCAAGAAGCCUGCUGUUCCACUACCCGCUGCUUUCGACAUGACUGAACCUGGGACUCCCUUGACACCUGCCGAGGACGGCGAAGAAGGGUUGGAAGAUGGCGAUGAUCGGCCCAGGAAACGCCGGAAAGGCUCUGCAGAGGCUGAGGAAGGUGAAAAUGAGGAAUCGGGAGCACAGACAACCAACCAGAAAUCUGGCAAGACCACAGCUGGAAAGGGAACGAAGCCUCGAGGCGUCGUCAGAGGCUCGAGAGGUCUCGUUCCGACUGAAACGGACGCAGAUGGCAAUGUUCAUAUCGGAGGAAGGUUACCUGACAGUGCGAUGGGAGACGGUGAGGUUGAUGAAGCCGGAAGUGAGGAGGGCGUGCCAUUAGCCAAGCGACCCGAGCUGGAUGAAGGUGAAAGGCGGCGUCGUGAGCUCAUCAAAGAGAAGGCCAAGGAAAGGGAGAACAAGGUGUUGCGAAGGAUGAACAAGGAGGCGGACGGCGUUGAAGAGGAGGGCACCGAGGAAGGUCCAGGAGCGGGCGGCGACGUGGAAGUGUGGGAAGGAGUCGAAUUUAGAAAACUUCCGCCCAGACCUGCUGCCAUUGAAGAGUCGAACCGAGAGAUUAUGCUCAUAGUCGUUUCAUCCCGUAAUCCUACGCCAGUCGCUUCUAUCCUCCUGAUUGGACUCAAGAAUCUCUUCCAACGUCAAUUACCCAAGAUGCCUCGAGAAUAUAUCACGCGACUGGUGCUCGACAAGAAUCACAUCAGUAUCGCCAUCGUCAAGCGAGGCUGGAAAGUCGUCGGAGGAAUCUGCUAUAGACCGUUCGAGAGUCGAGGAUUCGCCGAAAUUGUCUUUUGCGCCAUUGAUAGCUCGGAACAGAUCAAGGGAUACGGCUUUCACCUCAUGAACUCGCUCAAGGACCAUGUCCGGAAAGCUCAUCCCUCCAUCAAUCAUUUCCUCACGUAUGCCGAUAAUUACGCCGUUGGGUAUUUCAAGAAGCAAGGUUUCAGCAAAGAGAUCAAUUUCGACAGGGAACGUUGGGUUGGGUAUAUCAAAGACUAUGAAGGAGGAACCAUCAUGCACUGCAACAUGCUGCCGAAAGUGCGUUACAUGGAGGUUCAGCAGAUGCUCGCCGAUCAGCAAGCUGCUGUACUGGCCAAGAUCAGGACUAUCUCCAAGAGCCAUGUUAUACAUCCUGGGAUCAAAAAGUUCAAGGACAAGAAACCAGGCCAGGAGAUCAAGCUCAAGAAAGAGGAUGUGCCGGGUCUUGCUGAGAGCGGUUGGAAUCCGGACCUAGACGAGAUUAUCCGUCAGCCCAAGCGCAAUCCCGAUCACGUAUAUCUUCAAUUGGUCUUGGACGAUAUGCAGAACGAACCAUCAGCGUGGCCUUUUAUAAAACCUGUAGAUUCUAAAGUCGUCGUGGAUUACUACGAUGUGAUCAAGGAGCCCAUGGACCUUUCAACCAUGGAGUAUAAACUCGAAAGCAAUCACUACACCGGGAUUGACGACUUCAUCGCUGAUGCCAACCUCAUUUUCCAGAAUUGUAGACAGUAUAAUGGCGAGAAAAGUACGUACACGACUCAGGCAAAUAGGCUGGAAAAGGCUAUGGAGAGAAUAUUGAAGGCGAGAAAGACAAAGAGCGGCUGAGUUAGGCCUGUAGGAUGUCCAGGCGCAUAUUGUUGUUAUGUUGUUGUACUCAAAGCAUCAUUGCAUCCUCUA
Messenger RNA from Kockovaella imperatae, 2895 nucleotides. RefSeq lists its product as hypothetical. Gene Ontology annotation, molecular function: protein binding; histone H3 acetyltransferase activity. Bases 154 to 2823 code for a protein of 889 amino acids. The transcript has 9 exons. Lineage: Eukaryota; Fungi; Basidiomycota; Tremellomycetes; Tremellales; Cuniculitremaceae. The record is from RefSeq and is a predicted model, not a curated record. Gene Ontology annotation, biological process: chromatin remodeling; positive regulation of transcription by RNA polymerase II. Gene Ontology annotation, cellular component: histone acetyltransferase complex.